Molecule: messenger RNA, 1878 nt
Organism: Gasterosteus aculeatus aculeatus (three-spined stickleback)
Lineage: Eukaryota; Metazoa; Chordata; Actinopteri; Perciformes; Gasterosteidae
Gene: pigm
Product: phosphatidylinositol glycan anchor biosynthesis, class M
Biological process (GO): GPI anchor biosynthetic process
Cellular component (GO): membrane; glycosylphosphatidylinositol-mannosyltransferase I complex
Molecular function (GO): GPI mannosyltransferase activity; alpha-1,4-mannosyltransferase activity
Source: RefSeq, a predicted model, not a curated record
UCGCAAUUCCGGGUAACUUCCUAGUUGUCAUGUUUGAAGUACUAUUUUUUUUUUUAAACGAGUCGCUUAUCAAAAGUAACGACUCUAUUGCCUAUACUUCGUGGCGGAUAAUAACAUGAGGGGAAAAGAUUCUUUGGCUUUGAAGUAUAUCAAAGACUACAAACUAGCCCAGUUAGCUUCCAGAGUUAAGUUAAGUUACCUGCUGAAUGGUUGGUGAUGGAGGCGCUAAUAACCAAGCUCACCGAAAAGCACGUCCUGUUCGCGGCUUCCUUCGCGAUACGACUGGCCCUGGUGGCUUAUGGAGACUACCAGGAUCGGACCAUGGUGGUGAAGUACACUGACAUUGACUACCAUGUGUUCACAGAUGCUGCAAGAUUCAUCACUGAGGGACAGUCCCCCUACAACCGAUCGACCUACCGCUACACCCCUCUGCUGGCCUGGCUGCUCGCCCCCAACGUCCUUCUCAGCCUGGCGUUCGGCAAGAUCCUCUUCAUUGUAUGUGACGUGCUGUCGGGACUCCUCAUCUACAGAAUCCUCCGGCUGAGAGGUCUGAACCCUGAGACUGCACGGCGGGUUUGUUCUCUGUGGCUACUCAACCCGCUGCCCAUGGGAGUGUCCAGCCGGGGGAAUGCUGAGGCAGUGCUGGCAGCUCUGGUGCUGGGGACAUUGCUGUGUAUGGAAGCCGGUCACCUGACAUGGGCGGCUGUGCUCUAUGGUUUGUCAGUGCAUAUGAAGAUCUACCCCAUUACGUAUGCUUUGCCCAUUGCUCUGUCCCUGCGCACGACGGAGACCACAUCUGAGAAGGACAAGACGGGCUGGAGGCGGUUCAUCGGGUUUACAGGAAGCUUCCUGAACCGGAGGCUGCUCCUCUUUACAUGUGUGGCCGGAGGAGUUUUCUGCUCGCUCACAGCCCUCUUCUACUACAUGUAUGGAUGGGAGUUCCUUCAUGAGACCUACUUGUACCAUCUGAUCAGAAGGGACAUCAGACACAAUUUCUCUCCAUACUUCUACAUGCUCUAUCUCACCACAGGCAGCAGGUGGAGCCAGUGGCUCGGCCUGGCAGCAUUCCUGCCUCAGCUCGUCCUGCUGCUGGUAGCCUCAUGGUCCUUUCACUCCGACCUGGCCUUCUGCUGCUUCCUGCACACCGCCAUCUUUGUCUCUUUCAACAAAGUCUGUACUUCACAGUACUUCCUGUGGUACCUGUGUCUACUCCCUCUGGUCAUCCCUCACCUGAGUCUGUCGCUGAAACAGGGAGUGGGACUGCUCCUCCUCUGGUUUGCCGGACAGGGCAUCUGGUUGGGCCCUGCGUACUUUCUGGAGUUUGAAGGCUACAACACCUUCCUGUUAAUCUGGCUGGCUGGAUUACUCUUCUUGAUCAUCAACUCCUUCAUCUUGAUUCAGAUCAUCGUUCAUUACAAACCGACUCAAACUCCACAGAGACUGAAGGCUGAGUGACAUUCCAGUUCUUUUAGCUGAAGAUGAUGGACUACGGAUGUUUAAAAAUAAAGUCUAUAUUUUGUUUAUUCUCAUUUUGUUUGGUACUUAGCUACUUCUUGUAACCUGAAUAAUGUCGGGACAGAACAGGUGCAUACAGUGCUUUUUUCUGAGUGACUAAGUCCACUGGUUCAUUUCAGUCGUUUAAUCACUUUAAUCCCCAAUGACUCACAUAGGGCCGAAAACUGCUGUUGUACUGCUUCUCUCAAACUUGGAAGUAUUUCUUUCCACUUGUGGCCACACCGCAUGAAAAAAGCCUUAUGUUCGUUGUUUAGGGCAAAAUACCACAAAACAGUUUCUACAAAACAGUAGAUCAGAGAGCAUGCACCCCCCCGUUUGACAACCACCAUGUUAAACACCAAAAUAAACACACACAAGUUGCUA